Molecule: messenger RNA, 3903 nt
Organism: Herpailurus yagouaroundi (jaguarundi)
Lineage: Eukaryota; Metazoa; Chordata; Mammalia; Carnivora; Felidae
Gene: CDC25A
Product: cell division cycle 25A
Exons: 15
Coding region: 523-2097 (524 amino acids)
Biological process (GO): G2/M transition of mitotic cell cycle; positive regulation of G2/M transition of mitotic cell cycle; positive regulation of G2/MI transition of meiotic cell cycle
Cellular component (GO): cytoplasm; nucleus
Molecular function (GO): protein tyrosine phosphatase activity
Source: RefSeq, a predicted model, not a curated record
GUGGAUUCCGUUUGGCGCCAACUAGGAAAGGGGGGCGGGGCAGCUGCGGUCCCUAGUGAGCAGCUAUUACCGCGAAAGGCUUUCCUCGCAGCGACAGUCCGGAAGGGAGGUGAAGGUCCGCUUGGUGCUCUAUGACCCCGGUUUGGACAAGGGGGUGAGAGGAAAGCGAAGAAAGUGUGAACCCUGGCCGUUGCCUCGCGGCUCUGGCCGCUUUCCCUUCCCGACCCGCGGUGUUUGUUUGGAUUUAAUCUUCAGGUUGCCGGCGCCCGCCCGCCCGCCGGCCUCGCGGGGGUGCGGGGGAAGCACCCGUGCAUGUGACUGGCGCCUGCCGGGUCCAGACACCCUCCCGUCCGCGCCGCUUACCCGCGGCAGUAGCGUCCCUGAACCGCGGGGUCGUGUUUGUGUUUGACCCGCGGGCGCCCGCGGCGGGCCGCGCGGACGAGGCCGGUGUCGGCGGGGCGGGGCGGGCGCGGCGGAGGCGGAGGAAGAGGGAGGGGGAGCCCUGGGAGGCCGGGUGCCGCCAUGGAACUGGGCCCGGAGCCCCCGCACCGCCGUCGCCUGCUCUUCGCCUGCAGUCCCCCUCCCACGCCGCAGCCAGUCGUGAAAGCGCUGUUCGGCGCGCCAGCCUGCGGCGGCCUGUCGCCUGUCACCAACUUGACGGUCACCAUGGACCAGCUGCAGGGGCUGGGCAGUGAGUGUGAACAGCCGCUGGAGGUGAGAAACGGCAGUCUGCAGAGAAUGGGCUCCUCUGAGUCAACCGAUUCAGGCUUCUGUCUGGAUUCUCCUGGGCCCUUGGACAGUAAAGAAAACCUUGGAAAUCCCAUGAGGAGAAUAAAUUCCCUACCUCAGAAGCUCUUGGGAUGUAGCCCAGCCCUGAAGAGGAGUCAUUCUGAUUCUCUUGACCAUGAUGUCUUUCAGCUGAUGGACCAGGAUGAGAACAAGGAAAACGAAGCCUUUGAGUUUAAGAAGCCAAUAAGACCGGCAUCUCGUGGCUGCCUGCACUCUCAUGGACUUGAGGAGGGUAAAGAUAUCUUCACACAGAGGCAGAACUCUGCCCCAGCUCGGAUGCUUUCCUCGAAUGAAAGAGAGAGCAGCGAGCCAGGGAAUUUCAUUCCUCUUUUUAUGCCCCAGUCCCCUGUGACUGCCACUUUGUCUGAUGAGGAUGAUGGCUUCAUGGACCUUCUUGAAGGAGAGAACCUGAAGAAUGAUGAAGAGACCCCAUCAUGCAUGGCAAGCCUCUGGACUGCUCCCCUUGUCAUGAGAAGAACUACAAACCUUGGCAAUCGAUGCAAGCUGUUUGACUCUUCUUCCACAUGUAGCUCUGUCACCCGGUCGGUGUUAAAAAGACCAGAACGAUCUCAAGAGGAGUACCCAUCUGGAAAUACAAAGCGGAGAAAGAGCAUGGCUGCGGCCAGUCCUGAAGAAGCAGCUAGUCCAGAGAAGCCCCAGGAGAUUCUACAUCAGUCUUUAUCCCUGGCAUCUUCCCCAAAAGGGACCAUUGAGAACAUUUUGGAUAAUGACCCAAGGGACCUUAUAGGAGACUUCUCCAAGGGUUAUCUCUUUCAUACGGUUGCUGGGAAGCAUCAGGAUUUAAAAUACAUCUCUCCAGAAAUUAUGGCAUCUGUUUUGAAUGGCAAGUUUGCCAACCUCAUUAAAGAAUUUGUUAUCAUUGACUGCCGGUAUCCGUAUGAAUAUGAGGGAGGCCACAUCAAGGGUGCAGUAAACUUGCACAUGGAAGAGGAGGUAGAAGACUUCUUGCUCAAGAAGCCCAUCGUUCCUACUGACGGCAAGCGUGUCAUUGUCGUGUUCCACUGCGAGUUCUCUUCCGAGCGAGGCCCUCGCAUGUGCCGGUACGUGAGGGAGAGAGAUCGGCUUGGUAACGAGUACCCCAAACUCCACUACCCUGAGCUGUAUGUCCUGAAGGGCGGGUACAAGGAGUUCUUCCUGAAAUGCCAGUCUCACUGUGAGCCCCCCAGCUACCGGCCCAUGCACCAUGAGGACUUCAAAGAAGACCUGAAGAAGUUCCGCACCAAGAGCCGGACCUGGGCGGGGGAAAAGAGCAAACGGGAGAUGUACAGCCGUCUGAAGAAGCUGUGAGGGUGGCGGGGCCAGACCGCGGCAGCCAGAGCCUCCCCUCCACGCCACCUCUUCCCUCUUUGCUGCAGAGAAACUUGAGCAAAGGGGCCAACAAGUGUGGAGAAAGGGCCUGGGGCUUGCACGCCUCACCCGGUCCCGCGCUCCCAGGGUUCCUGCUGGCAGCGCCUCUUCUGUCCCCGUAAGACGUUCACUGCCUCAGGACUGUUUGCCAAGGCUGUCACUCGCCAUACAGCACAGUUCCAAGCACCAAGCCAAGAAGUUCUGACUCCUCCCCCCCACCGUUGGACGAACGACCUGGGGCCUUAUUGGGCACUGUCCUCUCUCGUGAGAGGAGGGGUAGGAGAAGGAGAAGGAACGCGAGUGGAAAUGCUGCUGGCCAAAUACCAAAGACAGCCUGGGAAGGGGGGUGGUCUCUGUGGGAUAACCCGUAUCUUUAAUUUAUUCAACUUCGUCAAUCACUUUAAUUUUUUUUUUUUUUUUUUUUUUUUUUUUAACUCCUGGAGACUUUUACUUAACUGCUUCUUUAAGUCACAAUACUGCCAUUCUAGGUAGGGUUUUAUCAUCCCAGGGACUACCUCUGCUUUAAAAAAAAAAAAAAAAAAAGAUGGGGGAGAAGAGGCAAACUUGUGUUGAGGGACAGAAGUAGGAGCUCUGUCACCCCAGGAGGCACUGUGGAACUGGGGCUGCUGCUAUUUAAAGCCAAGGACUGAGGCGCUGGUGGGAGCAGGCACUGGACUCGGACUUGGCCAUAGGACAUAAGCUAAACCUCCCAGACCUACCUCGAAGGCCACUGAGAUCUAUGGGUGGGGGCGGGGGGGGGGGGGCACCGUGUUCUUCCUCACCCCAGUUCCCUGUGACAUUGGCUGGUAUAAGAGUCACAGGAAAGCACUUCAGGCAGCUUCCAUGGGGCCACCCCCAGGUCAGUGUUGGAACAUGGUAGUGUAGGUGUCCUAGACUAGGGGCGGCAGGGUGGGGGGGCUCUGGGAUGGGGGACGGGAGCGUACACCGAGUGUCUUCUAUUACUGAUACUCUUGAAUAGCUUUUAAUUUUCUAAAAAUAGUCAUUUUAUGAGUCAAGGAGUAUCAAAUCAGUGUUGGCUGGGCCACCCAAGGAUGAAGAGAUGGGCUGGAAGCCCUGCGCAUUAGGAGAGGGAUGUGGGUGCUGGCAUGCAGAUGACCAUAUAGAAUGUGUCUCUCAGGAGGCAGCGUGGUGGAUUUUAAGGUGAAACUUUGAGUUUAUCAUGUUUGAAUUUGAGGGACAGGGAGUGAUGACUCAUCACUCGUUGCCCCCUCAUCUAACCCCAUGGAAAUGGGGGUCUCAAAGGAACACCUCCUAUCCAAGGAGCUGGAGCUGAGUUGGUUGAUGCUGGACACGCCUAUUUGGUUCCUGCAUAUGCCCACCCACAGACACCAGCCUCCUCACCAUCUCUGCUCUGUUGGGGCAUAGCCAGGUUUUUCUUACACACAAGUGCCAGUCUCCCCUCUUCACUUCCUGCUCUGGAAGUGGGGAGGGAAGCAGUCAUAAUGGAGACGGCUGGUUGCUCUUCUGGGUUUGAGUUGUAUUUGGCUAUAAAACAAUCUUGUUAGAAAAAGUAAGUGGGGAGGAGGGGAACAGGAGGAGAGAGGAAGGCCUCUUCCCCCUCUCACAUUGAGACACAUCUCAGUUGGUCUCUAAUCUUGUUUAUAGGGAUUCUGUUGGUUGAAUGCCUAGAAAAGGAGGUGGGAUGGCCUUCAGAUUGUACCAGCUUAGCUAGCAUUGCUGACCAACUGUCGCAGGCUCUGAAAAUAAAAACAAUCCUGAACCCAU